Musa acuminata AAA Group (dessert banana) is the source of this 1680-nucleotide messenger RNA. Its product is annotated as GDSL esterase/lipase At5g45910-like. Lineage: Eukaryota; Viridiplantae; Streptophyta; Magnoliopsida; Zingiberales; Musaceae. The transcript is spliced from 5 exons. Gene Ontology annotation, molecular function: hydrolase activity, acting on ester bonds. The coding region runs from base 184 to 1401 and encodes 405 amino acids. The record is from RefSeq and is a predicted model, not a curated record.
GUUCACGUUUGUGCAGUGACUUCCUCGCCUGGGAUUCCGCUGAAGCACCGGUGCUGAGGAAAACGAAUGAUGCCCAGAUGAAAUGAACCCGUUAAUAUCCGGGAGAUGUGAUCCAUCUGUUGUCGUAAAGCUGACAUACGUGAUGUGGUGGGGAUCCAUACAUUUGGGUCUCGUACAGCUGAGAUGGUGGCGCCUCUAUCAUCGAUGGGGAAGAACAGAGUACAAGACGCUGUGACUUGUCCCAAAUCAAUGCAGGGGAGACUCGCUAUGAGAAGAGACCGAGGAGUCGUCCGACCCGACACGUGCUUCGCCCGUCCCUCCUCUCCAACCAUGAAGCUCUCCGUCCUCCUCUUUCUCCUCCUCUCCUCCCUCCAUCCCUCCUCCUCUCAACGCUACAACGCGCUGUUUAGCUUCGGGGACUCGAUGGCCGACACCGGCAACGUCCGCAUCGCCAAGCUCCCGUACGGCAUGACCUUCUUCGGCAACGCCACCGGUCGGUGCUCCGACGGCCGCCUGGUCAUCGACUUCAUAGCGCAGGCGCUGGGAUUUCCGCUGCUUCCGCCGUCUCAGGAGGACCACGACUUCAAGCGAGGCGCAAACUUCGCCGUCGUCGCCGCCACCACGCUCGGCUUCGAGUUCUUCAACGAGCGCAACCUCAGCAGAGGCCUGUGGGUCAAUGCCUCCCUCCACACCCAGGUGGAGCGAUUCGAGAGGCUGCUGCCCUCCAUCUGCGGCGCGCCGCAAGACUGCAAGGAGUUCCUGAGCAAGUCUCUCUUCAUCGUCGGCGAGUUCGGAGGAAACGACUACAGCACCGCUCUCUUCUUCGCAACGCCGAUAGAUGAAGUGAACACCUUCGUGCCCCAUGUCAUCGACGCUCUCUCGGAUGGUGUGGAGAGAUUGAUCGGCCUCGGUGCAGCGGACAUCAUCGUGCCAGGAGUGCUGCCCGUGGGGUGUUUCCCACUGUACUUGACCAACUUCCACACGCCUGACCCCGAAGACUACGGCCCCAAGACCGGAUGCACGAGGAGCUACAACGCCCUGUCGUGGUUGCACAACGCACUGCUCCGGAAAUCUCUCGACCAUCUCCGGCGCAAGCACCCCGCGGUAUCCAUCCGAUACGCGGAUUAUUAUUCCCAGAUCAUCGACUUCGCCAUCAAUCCACUCAAGUAUGGAUUCACCGCCGGAGCUCUUCGUGCUUGCUGUGGGAAGGGCGACAACAUCUACAACUACGACCAAGAAAGACGGUGCAGCGAGAAGAACUUCACCGUGUGCGACGACGUGUCGACACACGUGAACUGGGACGGCAUCCACAUGACCGAGGCCGCUCACCGUGCCAUCGCCGACGGCUGGCUGCACGGUCCCUACGUCGACCCCCCUAUUCUGAGCUCCGCCCGUAGUUGAUUAGAGCUUUACAGCCGGGAGUACAUGCAGCAGCAGCUCCUUGAUUACCGAAUCAAAGUUACCUCCCUCUAUUCUCUCUUUAUAGGAGAACAGCGUCUGUGCUGUUCCGCUGUUCUUGACACAUGAGUUCUUUUUUUGAUGACUACAGCUAUACAUAUUUAGGAUUGGCAACAGGAUGAUUGAUUGUUUUGAGCUGAUGAUGAUUCGAGGGUUUAAAGCAUGUCAAGCGAAGAGACAUUUAUUGAUGAAACCUUGUAUUAUUAUUCUUUGAAUUUGUUA